AUGUCCUACCGCCCCCAAGAUGCGUCGGACCCGUAUACAUUAGCGCCAUCGCGUCCUGCGCCUGCGCCCCCGUCAUUUGGGCGCGGCAACGGCGAUGCGUACGCUGACCUGCCUGGCUCGCCGGCGAUGAGCAGUGCCCCGUACAGCCCCCGGCUCGGCAGCGGGGCAGCGGGCACCUUGCACCCCAGCCCUGCAAUGAGCGGCGCAAGCCCGAAUGCGACGAGCAUUCUGCGCAAGGGGUACGUGAGCGUCAAGGAAGACGGCCUGCGGAGCUGGAUCUGGAGCAAGAAAUGGCUGGUGCUCCGCGACACGACACUCCUCUUUCACAAGAACGAGUCGACAUAUCAGGCGUCGACGAUCAUUAUACUGCGCGACGUGACCAACGUGAGCCGCACCGACUUGAAGCCGUACUGCAUCGAGAUCGAGACCAAGGACAAGACGUACUUUUUGCAGCUCAAGAGCGACGACGAGCUCUAUGCGUGGAUGGACGACAUCUACCACCGCACGCCGCUCGGCGCCUCGUCGCCGACCGACUUUGUGCACCAGGUGCACGUCGGCUUCGACCCGGUCAGCGGCUCGUUUACCGGCCUGCCAGAGCAGUGGACCAAGCUGCUGACCAAGUCGGCCAUUACCAAGGAAGACUACGCCAAGAACCCUCAGGCAGUGCUCGACGUGCUCGAGUUCUACACCGACAUCCAGAAGGGGCAGCGCGACGACUUCGGCCUGGGGUCACCCACGAUGAACAUCCACCCCGGAUCGUCGGGGCGCACGGCAAUGAACAGCGUCGACACGCCGUACGCUGCGCACCCCACGAUGCAUGCGCAGCUCAAGCCCGCGCCGAUGCCGUUCGACGCGUACGACCCCCGCCGUGCGCCGCCACCCGCACCGGUGCCGAGCCGUGUCGCACCACCUGCGCCGUCGCCGAGUCUCGCGAAGCAGACACCGCUUCCUGCGCUGCCCGGCAUGGAUGAUGGCACCGCCGCGAUGCUCCCGCCGCACACGCCAGACACGAGCCACCAGACAGAGAGCGAUACCAGCAACCUGUCCUUUAUGGCGCAGUCGAUGCGCCUCUCGGACGAGCAUCUCCAGCGCCAGCUCCAGGAGCGCGAAGAGCAGCGUGAGCGCCAGCGGAUCCAGCAGCAGCAGCAGCAGCAGCGCGAGCAGCAGCAGCGCGUCGCCGCCGCCGCCGAGCGCCAGCGUAUCGAGGCCGCGAUGGCGCAGCAGCACCAUCACCAGCAGCAGCAGCACCACCACCAGCAGCAGCAGCAACAGCAACAGCAGCAGAGCUACGCCUCGCCGCAGAUGGCGUCGCCCGUGAUGCCGUCGAUGCCCGCCGCGCCGCGCCCCACUCAGCCGCAAUCAGCCGCGGAUGCGUACCAGCGCCCGGCGGCAGAUGUGCCGCUGCGGCAGCAGUCGACGCGCCCCAGCCAGGUGCCCGGCAGGGAGCCUGCGCCGACGUCGGCGCGCAUUGUGGACAAGCGCAUCAGCACGCUCACCGAGGGCCAGAUUAUGGAUAUGCUGCGCAGCGUCGUGAGCCGCGAGGACCCCAAUCUGCUCUACAGCAAGGUCAAAAAGAUUGGGCAAGGCGCGUCUGGCAGUGUGUACGUCGCGAAAGCGCUUGCGACAGGCCAGCGUGUCGCGAUCAAGGCCAUGGACCUUGCGCACCAGCCGCGAAAAGAGCUGAUUAUCAACGAGAUCCUUGUGAUGAAAGAGUCGCAGCACCCCAACAUUGUCAACUUCCUCAACUCCUUCCUGGUCCGCGACUCGGACCUGUGGGUGGUGAUGGAGUUUAUGGAGGGCGGUGCGCUAACCGAUGUGAUCGACAACAAUACACUGGAGGAGGAGCAGAUUGCUGCGAUCUCGCUCGAGACAUGCAAAGGGCUGGAGCAUUUGCACAACCAAAACAUUAUCCACCGCGACAUCAAGAGCGACAAUAUUCUGCUGAACAACUUGGGCCAGGUGAAGAUCACCGACUUUGGCUUCUGUGCGAAGCUGACGGACCAAAAGAGCAAGCGUGCGACCAUGGUCGGCACGCCCUACUGGAUGGCGCCCGAGGUGGUGAAGCAGAAAGAGUACGGGGCCAAGGUCGACAUUUGGUCCCUGGGUAUUAUGGCGAUCGAGAUGAUCGAGAACGAGCCGCCGUACCUGGACGAAGAACCACUCAAGGCGCUCUACAUGAUCGCCACGAACGGCACACCCACACUCAAAAAGCCCGAAAAGCUCUCGCGCGAGCUCAAGGGCUUCCUCGCAGUGUGCCUGUGCGCCGACGUCAAGAGCCGUGCCACGGCGGACGAGCUCUUGCAGCACGAGUUCCUGCGCAAGGCGUGCCCGAUCUCGGAGCUGCCGCGGCUACUCCACUUCCGGAACAAGGAGCGAUAG
This is a messenger RNA of Malassezia japonica, 2379 nucleotides long. RefSeq names its product non-specific serine/threonine protein kinase (gene CLA4). Bases 1 to 2379 code for a protein of 792 amino acids. Gene Ontology annotation, molecular function: ATP binding; protein serine/threonine kinase activity. The transcript has a single exon. Gene Ontology annotation, biological process: intracellular signal transduction; protein phosphorylation; regulation of MAPK cascade. Lineage: Eukaryota; Fungi; Basidiomycota; Malasseziomycetes; Malasseziales; Malasseziaceae. Gene Ontology annotation, cellular component: cytoplasm. The record is from RefSeq and is a predicted model, not a curated record.